Molecule: messenger RNA, 1874 nt
Organism: Cynara cardunculus var. scolymus (artichoke)
Lineage: Eukaryota; Viridiplantae; Streptophyta; Magnoliopsida; Asterales; Asteraceae
Product: 3-ketoacyl-CoA synthase 4
Exons: 1
Coding region: 160-1740 (526 amino acids)
Biological process (GO): fatty acid biosynthetic process
Cellular component (GO): membrane
Molecular function (GO): acyltransferase activity, transferring groups other than amino-acyl groups
Source: RefSeq, a predicted model, not a curated record
AUGCUCGACACCUCCAUCUGGGUAUCCGAUCAGCCUUCACGCCCACACCUUUUCCACCAUUAAACCUCUUUAAAUCAUUCGAAUUUCUUACUCCCCACUCAAUUUCACCCCUUACGCAUAUAAAAUCUUCGAGUUGGUGGUAGAAAUCGACCCGCCACCAUGGACGGAGGCGCCAAUCUCAACACUAAUGGUGGUGGCGGAGGCGGAGGCGGAGGCGGAGGCGGAGGACCCACCGUCGGUGUUCAGAUCAAUCAACGCCACUCUCAUCGGAGACUCCCUGAUUUUCUCCAAAGCGUCAAUCUCAAGUAUGUGAAAUUAGGUUACCAUUAUCUCAUCUCUCACUUGUUGACCUUAUGUUUGGUCCCCGUUAUGAUCGUCAUCUUAAUCGAAGCAUCUCAGAUGAACCCUAGUGAUAUCCGUCAAUUAUGGGUUCAUCUUCAAUACAAUCUUGUUAGUAUCAUCAUAUGUUCUGCUGUUUUGGUAUUCGGAUCCACUGUUUACAUCAUGACCCGACCCAAACCCGUUUAUCUCGUCGAUUACGCCUGUUAUCGUCCUCCCGAUCACCUUAAAGCUCCAUACGAACGGUUCAUGAAACACUCUAGAUUAACAGGCGAUUUCGAUGAAUCAUCUUUAGAGUUUCAAAGAAAGAUCUUGGAAAGGUCUGGACUUGGUGAAGAAACAUAUGUACCUGAAGCUAUGCAUUUUGUACCUCCGCGGCCGUCCAUGGCCGCCGCCAGAGAAGAGGCGGAGCAGGUUAUGUAUGGUGCUUUGGAUAAUCUGUUUGCCGCCACCGGAAUUAAGCCAAAAGACAUCGGAAUAUUGGUUGUGAAUUGCAGUUUGUUUAAUCCAACUCCUUCGUUAUCUUCCAUGAUUGUUAACAAAUACAAAUUAAGGGGUAAUAUCAGAAGUUUUAAUUUGGGCGGAAUGGGGUGCAGUGCCGGUGUGAUUGCGGUGGAUCUUGCUAAAGAUAUGUUGCAGGUUCACCGGAAUACUUAUGCCGUUGUUGUGAGUACUGAAAACAUUACUCAAAAUUGGUACUUUGGAAACAAGAAAUCAAUGCUGAUCCCGAAUUGUCUGUUUAGAGUUGGUGGCUCGGCGGUUCUGUUGUCGAACAAAUCGGUUGAUCGAUCACGAGCCAAGUAUAAACUUGUUCAUGUCGUUCGAACCCAUCGUGGGGCCGACGAUAAAGCAUUCCGUUGUGUGUAUCAAGAACAAGAUCCCGCUGGAAAAACCGGUGUUUCAUUAUCGAAAGAUCUCAUGGCGAUUGCUGGUGGAGCUUUAAAAACCAACAUCACGACUUUAGGUCCGCUUGUUCUUCCGAUCAGUGAACAGCUCCUGUUUUUCUGCACUUUGAUCGCGAAGAAACUCUUCAACGACGAUGUCAAGCCGUACAUCCCCGAUUUCAAAUUAGCAUUCGAUCAUUUCUGCAUUCACGCUGGCGGCAGAGCGGUGAUUGAUGAGCUCGAGAAGAAUCUGCAGCUGUUGCCAACCCAUGUGGAGGCGUCUCGAAUGACUCUCCACAGAUUCGGCAACACUUCUUCUAGCUCAAUUUGGUACGAGUUAGCAUACACCGAGUCCAAAGGGCGGAUGCGAAAGGGUCACCGAGUGUGGCAGAUUGCCUUCGGGAGUGGGUUCAAAUGCAACAGUGCGGUUUGGAAGGCGUUACGGAAUGUGAAACCGCCAGUUAAUGGUCCGUGGGAGGAUUGCAUCGAUAAGUAUCCGGUCGAACUAGUUUCGUAAGGUUUGAUUCCGCUACUAUAGGUACAAUUCGGUUUUAGAUUCGUGUUCGUCUUUUUAGUUUCGGUUUGCGGCCCUUCAUUGUACUGUUUUUGAUCAUUGAAGUUGAAUCUUUUCACUGGUUUUUGUGUUUGUGG